Molecule: messenger RNA, 1362 nt
Organism: Cotesia glomerata
Lineage: Eukaryota; Metazoa; Arthropoda; Insecta; Hymenoptera; Braconidae
Exons: 2
Coding region: 22-1014 (330 amino acids)
Biological process (GO): lipid metabolic process
Molecular function (GO): phosphoric diester hydrolase activity
Source: RefSeq, a predicted model, not a curated record
ACUGUCUCAGUUUAUAAUAAAAUGUUUUUAUUAAAAGUGACGGACAAUAUUUCCCUCAAAAUGUCGCCUCCAUAUUUGCUUCUACUGUCGAUAACGCUGCUGUCCACCUUAUCGACAGUAGAAAGCGUCUGCAACUCAGCCUGCUGUACGGCAAUCCCAAAGAACUACAGGGGCGUGUUCAAAAUACGCAACACAUUCCUGUCAUCUCUUCCAGAUUCGCGUCGAUUGAACACCCUGGCGCUGAUUGGGACCCACGAUUCGGCAGCCUACAACACGAUAAACGCUGCAGAAGCCCAAGUUAUGACCAUUUCCGAGCAAUUGGGCGCCGGGAUUCGAGUCUUCGACAUGCGGGUCAGGCCUCUCUUGAAUUCAUUCAAGAUGCACCACGGGCCAAUCUACUUAAAAAGGUCUUUCGACUCUAUAGUGACCAACGUGACCAAAUUUUUCCAGAGGAACCCCAAGGAAUUGAUAAUAAUGUUCAUGAAAGUUGAAUUUUCCAACCUUUUCUGCACGCUGAGCGAGUGCGAAAUUUUGGAGAACUACAACAAAUUAUCCGGGGGACUUUUCGUCCAGAAUUGGAAGUACAAUGACACCCUGGGUCAGCACCGUGGGAAGAUUCUGCUGGUCAAGGCGGACAACGGGUUUGACAAUUGCACGAUCAGAUUGCCUUGCAAGGUUCAAAAUAAUUGGGACAUUUCGGUGAUUGGGACCAAGUACACUGCUAUUGACAAGUGGCAUGACAUAAAGUCACUCCAAGAUGACCAGUUUGACCCCAAUCAGCAUCACAAGUGCUAUAUUAAUUACUUGUCCGGGUUCUCGGACAUCAUCCAGGGCCCCAAGGCCGUCGCUACUGGCGGCUACUUCUGGUGGGGAGAACUCGAUCGGACUACUGGGACCAAUAGGAAGAUGUACGAGUAUUUUAGGAAUCCAGGGAACACUUUGAGUAUUAUUUUGACGGACUUUCCAGGGCAGGGGUUGAUCAGCAAGAUCACUGAUAGCAAUAAGAAGGUGUAGUUUGCAGAGUUUUGGGUUUAGGGAAAAUGGUUGAGAUAAAAGUUGUAGGGGAUUUGAUUUUGAAUAGAAGUGAAAAUUUGGUAGGAGCAAAAGUUUUUGUAAUAGUGAGAUAUUGAUGGUUUUUGGAGGAAGUAUAGUGUGAUAUUUUUAGAAAAAUUAUGAAAUGUUUAUAAAUGGGUGUAGUUAUGGAAAUUUUGAGUUCAGUAGAAAAUCUUUUAAGUAGAAAUUGUCUAAAAUAAAAUUUUUAACAAUUUUUGUGCCUUCAUAAAUUUUAUAAGAUUAACGUUUUGGAGAAUGUAAGUAGUUUUUGUAAAAAUUAUGAGUUUACAUUUUUGUAAACGAAAUUUU